CAUUGUUUAGUAUUUCGUCGGAAUAGCAGUGCCAGAAACCAUUUAUACUUUUAAUACUUUUAGACUUUAAUAGUUAUUUUUUUUUUGACAUAAUGAAGGAUCUAGAUCUAACACUGGACUAUAUGGAAAAUGCACGGUUCAACUAUAUCUACGCAGGUGCACUCGCUAAUAUAGAAUCGCCGUUCACCCAUACUGAGGUUCUGUGCCUCACAAUGGUGUAUCAUAAGUUUGUACUCAUGAAUGGACCAAAAGCGAAGUAUAUGUCACUCGGACAAGUGGGAACUAUAUUAAUGAAGAUGUUUCUAUUGAGCGAUAUAGAAAUUAAUCGCAGAGUGGUGACUUUUGUCAGCUUCAAUCAGGAAUGCGCGGAUCCAAAGUUCUCACCAGAUCGACAUUGUACACUGCCAUCGUUUGUGAAGCUGUUUCACAUCUACUUUUCAAAUGAUCUCGAAGAGCGCAUGUUAUUCGUCUUUAACGUAUACGAUGGGGACCAUCUGGGCUACUUGAAUCGCGAGCAUGUGAUGCGUUUCAUAGAAAAGUUCUUCGUCGGGGAAGAUGAGGAUGAGCAGAUUGAAAUGCGCAUGGACAUGUUGGAGUUAAUCUUUAUGAAAUUCGAUCUCGAUAAGGAUCUGGUGAUAACGUUUGAAGAAUACGCCGAAGUAAUACGCCAGCAGCCAGAGCUCUUGGAAUUCCUGGGCGUUGUCUUUCCAUCCAAAGUCCAAUUAAAUACAGUUGCCUUGUGCGUCAAUUUACUCUGAAAUGUACAAGACAAUAUUUGAUCAAACUAAUUACAAUUAAAAAUGCA
Messenger RNA from Drosophila hydei, 805 nucleotides. Its product is annotated as EF-hand calcium-binding domain-containing protein 1-like. The transcript has 3 exons. Gene Ontology annotation, molecular function: calcium ion binding. The coding region runs from base 93 to 758 and encodes 221 amino acids. Lineage: Eukaryota; Metazoa; Arthropoda; Insecta; Diptera; Drosophilidae. The record is from RefSeq and is a predicted model, not a curated record.